Messenger RNA from Nematocida homosporus, 1014 nucleotides. RefSeq lists its product as uncharacterized. The transcript has a single exon. Lineage: Eukaryota; Fungi; Microsporidia. The record is from RefSeq and is a predicted model, not a curated record. Bases 1 to 1014 code for a protein of 337 amino acids.
AUGAGCGUAAUUUGUUUGCCGGGCAUUGAAACAGAUGAGGUAACAGUAACAAGUGGACUUGGAAAUGCCCAGCCGGAAUUUAUUAUGGACUUGAUUGAAAAGGAGACUUAUCAACUCUUAGAUCUCUGUCAAAAGAAAGAGAAAGAUAUGCAGAGUCUUUUUCUAAACUCUAUCUUGAACGUUUAUACACAAAAACUAGAUGUCACUAGUCUGCCUGUCUUUCCAGAAACAGAACCCCAUUAUAUUGAUGCAUUGAUGAUUAAUAAUCCAACUGAUGAUUUCCUUAAUAUCACUACUUCUGGUGAAAAGGUCUGUAAGGUCUUUGUUAAAGAGUUAGAAACUUAUUCCGAAAGUAGUGAAGAGUCUAUUUCUCGUGAUGAACAGAGAGAGAAGAACAUUUAUGUAAGUCGAGAAGAUAUUUUCCAUCCAAUUCACUACAAGAUCUAUAAAGACCAUUUUCGCCGAAUAAUUCCUUCUUUAAAGGCCUUGCUUAUUGUUUUUCCUAUCUACAAGCAAAUUCAUCCUAUUUCUGAUAUGAUCAUCCGUUCAUUUAGUCGGCCAGAUAUUGAGUUUCUACGAAUUUCCGGCGAUUCAACUAUUGAUCCUUCCCAUAUCAAUGCAUACUACACCAUGCUUGUUCAAAUCAAGUACUUCAUUAAAGAGUACCACCGCCAAACUUCCUGUGAUUUUAUUGCUAAUGAAGCCACUAACCUAGCCCUCUAUUCAGUUUUUGUCCUCCACAUUACCGGAGAACCCGAAUCAUACGCCGGUGUCAAAACCCUCCAUAUUUCCAACACCUGUUUCCGCCAAAUCAUCAUUGAUCUAUCCGUUUUCAACGAAUCUAUCCUAACCGAAAUAAUCAUCGAGCAAAACUACAGUCUCCGCCGUGUCCUUAUCGUUGUCCCCGAUACAUUCCAACCCGCCAACAUCCCCUCCAUCGAAACAGACGAACUCAAUGCCAACGCUAUCUUCGAGUGCAUAACCAAAUCAUCCUUCAACCAAAUCAACAACUAA